Messenger RNA from Caenorhabditis bovis, 534 nucleotides. The record is from the annotation of a GenBank genome assembly. NCBI's taxonomy places the organism in Eukaryota, Metazoa, Nematoda, Chromadorea, Rhabditida, Rhabditidae.
AUGAAACGCCUAGCUAUUUCAUUCUUCAUCGUCCUUCCGCUCGCCUGCUUCUACGUCCUCAGAGCCGACGACGCUCCAGAAGCGCCCGAGAAUCGCGAGGCCAACUCGACGGUAUUCCGAUCGAAGAGACAAUUCGGAUGCCCGGCCAAUUGCUACUCAUCGUGCCAAUCGAACGCGCAAUGCACACGGUAUUCGGUGACCGCCAUCUGCGUUCAAGGAUGCUGCUGUCCGGGAAACAACAACAAUCUUGAAACCGCCUGCUCCGGUGGACCAGCUGUUGCCGCUUGCCUCGGCGGCCUCUGCGGACAGGGCUUCUUCUGCUCGAACAACAACUACUGCUGUAGAUGUCAGUCAGGCAACAGCACCGGACCAUGCGUCAAUCAGCAAUGCCCAACCGGAUACAUGUGCAACACGAACAACUAUUGCUGCCCGCUCGGCUCCGGCGGUGUUCUCGGUUCCUGCGUGAACGGCGCGUGCCCAACAGGAUACACAUGCGGCGCCGGCAACCUUUGCUAUUUGACGAGCGGAAAGUAA